AUGUUCCAGCGCACUUUCUUCAGACAAGCACAGGCCGCCCGGUCGGUUCUGACUGCCUCAACCUCCACAUCCGCUGCGCCGCUCGCGCUCCGCCGGACAACACGGUUGCAAUCACAGCUCCCUUCAGCCCUUCGGCCGUUUGCCCCUCAGCCUGCUCGCCGUUUCUAUUCUACCGAGAACAACGCUGAGAAGAAGGAAGCUUCCCAGGAUGCUGAAGCGAGUGAGAAGGGUGAGGCUGCCGAGGACCCCAUCCUUAAGGAGCUUGAGGAGAAGAAGAAGGAAUCUGCUGAUUUGAAGGAUAAACUCCUUCGCUCUGUCGCCGACUUCCGCAACCUGCAGGACCGCACGAAGCGCGACAUGGACAACGCCCGCAACUUCGCUAUUCAGCGUUUCGCCAAGGACCUUCUGGAGAGCAUUGACAACUUCGACCGCGCGCUGCUGGCUGUGCCUGCGGAGAAGCUCAGUGCCGAGAAGACCGAAGCCAACAAGGACCUGCUCGACCUGGUCGAGGGCCUCAAGAUGACCGAGAAGACCCUCAUGAACACACUCCAGAAGCACGGUCUGGAGCGCUUCGACCCCAGCGAGAGCGUUGAGGGCAAGCCCCAGAAGUUUGAUCCCAACCUGCACGAGGCCACCUUCAUGGCCCCGUCCCAGACCUUGGAAAACGGCGACGUGAUGUACACCCAGAGCAAGGGUUUCCUCCUGAACGGCCGGGUUGUUCGCGCUGCCAAGGUCGGCGUCGUCAAGAACGCUUAA
Molecule: messenger RNA, 756 nt
Organism: Penicillium macrosclerotiorum
Lineage: Eukaryota; Fungi; Ascomycota; Eurotiomycetes; Eurotiales; Aspergillaceae
Gene: grpE
Product: mitochondrial nucleotide exchange factor MGE1
Exons: 3
Coding region: 1-756 (251 amino acids)
Biological process (GO): protein folding; protein import into mitochondrial matrix
Cellular component (GO): PAM complex, Tim23 associated import motor
Molecular function (GO): adenyl-nucleotide exchange factor activity; protein homodimerization activity; protein-folding chaperone binding
Source: RefSeq, a predicted model, not a curated record